Nasonia vitripennis (jewel wasp) is the source of this 1766-nucleotide messenger RNA. RefSeq lists its product as uncharacterized. The coding region runs from base 126 to 467 and encodes 113 amino acids. The transcript is spliced from 3 exons. NCBI's taxonomy places the organism in Eukaryota, Metazoa, Arthropoda, Insecta, Hymenoptera, Pteromalidae. The record is from RefSeq and is a predicted model, not a curated record.
UGUGUGCGUGCUUGUGCAUGUAUUAAACUUAAUAAUUAGGACACGCUCAAAAUCAAUUUCAUGUUAAUUCUGAUUAUGAGAAUCUUUUUUUCUUCUUUUUUACAGGUUGUGUAACGAGGGUCAACAUGAUUAGGAAAACUAGGAUAGAUUGGUCACAUUUUACGAAAGUACGAAAUUCGCAAACUAAUGUUAUCGAAGCAGCUAUGUGCAAUGACUGCCAAGCUCUUUUGGAAACCAUCAGCCAGACAAGAUUACACAUUCAUCGUGAUUAUUGUAAAAGUCGACUCGAAAGAGAAGGUGCCAUGAUUAUUCGCCAGGCUGAGGACGACAAUGAAAAUGUUCAACGAUGCUCUUCACCAAUUAACGAUAACGAAGAGGAAUACGAAACUGAGGAAGACAUUAAUAAUUUUGAUAUAGAAACUCAAAAGUAUUUAAUAGAUAAAAAAUUAGCAAUGUUUUUUUUUUGACUGCAGCAUACCCUUUAAAACUGUUGAAAAUCAAUACUUUUUAGAGUUUGUUAAUUCAUUGUGUGCUUUGAAUUUUAAUUACAAGCCACCGUGCCGGAAAACUCUUGGUGGCAGUGUUUUAAACGAAAUGCACAAGGACAUUGAAAGUAAAAAAAAGGAUUAUUGAAAGGGACGGACAGUGUAAUGUUAGUCGACGGCUGGCGUAAUAAAAAUGUUAAUCGAAAGUUUUUAGUUUUUUCUCUUAGAAAUAGUGACGUAACUCAAGCAUACUUAACGUUUAACGACACCUCCCUUGAAAGAGAAGAUGGUGAAAGUUUAGCUGAUAAUAUUAAUAGGGCUGUCGAAUUAGCUAAAGUUAAGUAUGAAACUAAUGUUUAUGCCAUAAUUACUGACAAUGAUAGCAAAAUAGUAUGCGGAAGUAGAUUAGCACAAACUAGCAGUGGUGAAAAAUUACUUCAGUCAACGUGUUCUAGCCAUAGUGCAAAUUUAUUGAUGAAAAGUUUUGUAGACGACGAUUUCAUAAAGAAACUCCGCGAUAUUAUUAAUGCUUUUCAUGAGCCAAAAAUGGCUUCAUUAGUAAAUAGAUUAGGAGGUACUAAUUUAAAAAAUUUUCCGGACACUCGAUUCUGCUAUAUACGAGAUAUAUGCGUUAGUAUUAUUACAAAUUUACCUACUUUGCGAGAAAUAUUUUUAAUUGAAGAUGUCGAAAAUUUAGAAAAAAUUGCCGACGAUCUAUUUUCUGCAGAAUUUGAAAACCAACUUAAAAAUGUAAUUAAAAACCUUGAUCCGAUUUGUAAAUUAAUAAACAAGUGUCAAGAUCCGCACUUUAAUAUCGCUGACUCAACCGAAGCAUGGUUGUCGCUAAGACUUCCGACACACGAGUUUGAUGACGUGAUCCGCCUGCGAAUAAAAAAAGCAAUUUGGCCUGUAGCAUAUGCAGCAAAUUUUUUGCAUCACAAAUAUGAAGGGAAAUUAUUAGAUAAAAAUCAAAAAAAUAUUGUUAAUUCAUUUUUAGAAGAACACUUAGAUCUACAAUCUUUUCAAGAGUUGCAAUUAUUUAUCACACAAAGGCAAGAUGUACGCAGAUCUGCGGAAAAAUGCAAAAGUCCAAUAGGAUUCUGGAGAUUACUUCGUUAUCGUUAUCCAAACUUAGUUAAUUUCGCUAUUAAGCUAAUGCAAAUGCCUGCUUCGUCCGCUUUACUUGAAGGGCUUUUUUCACAAUGGACUUACGUGCAUAACGUUUAUUUACUGGAUAUAUACCAUUCUUUACCAUAUUUAAAUAUCAGAGCUGGAAUUUCA